UAGUAAAGUAUGUCCUGUUCUUUAGAUUAUACAAAACGGCACCCAACUUGAACGCCUGCCUUAUGGAUCUUUAUGUUGAGAAAAUGCGGUAUAAGUCUGUAAACUGUAUGUCUCGAUCUUAUCGUCCUCGGGUACCUGUUCCGUACAUUGCUCAGGUGGUGGGCUUCAACAGUGGUAUGCCUAUUAAUGAAGGAAGUGAUGAGAAAGACUCGGAUGGAUUGGAGGAAUGCGUUGAGUGGUUAAAGGCACAUGGUGCAUGUCUUGUUGCAGAUAGUAAUGGAGAGAUGCAGCUCGAUUCUCAGGUAACAUUAAUCUCAUCUAGACAACGAACAUGUCUGAUCAUAUUAGUUGUUGUAUGAUUAGCAAUAUCCCAUCUUAAUACAAUCAUUAGAACCUCAGGUUGUUUAAUUGGCCCGAUGAUCCGACCUUUAAUUAAUGCUCUAAUUAAGAACGAUGACAAAACUCUGCUCUUGUAACAAAUAUUCACUUCAU
This is a messenger RNA of Hibiscus syriacus, 492 nucleotides long. Its product is annotated as SAC3 family protein A-like. The transcript has 2 exons. Bases 63 to 359 code for a protein of 98 amino acids. NCBI's taxonomy places the organism in Eukaryota, Viridiplantae, Streptophyta, Magnoliopsida, Malvales, Malvaceae. Gene Ontology annotation, cellular component: nucleus. The record is from RefSeq and is a predicted model, not a curated record.